Messenger RNA from Prosopis cineraria, 1135 nucleotides. Its product is annotated as F-box protein SKIP5. The transcript is spliced from 5 exons. The coding region runs from base 119 to 928 and encodes 269 amino acids. Lineage: Eukaryota; Viridiplantae; Streptophyta; Magnoliopsida; Fabales; Fabaceae. Gene Ontology annotation, molecular function: protein binding. The record is from RefSeq and is a predicted model, not a curated record.
AUAUGAAAGCUGUGUUGGGCGUUUAUAGUCGGUUGGUUGUGACGCCGAUCAAAUAAAAUCUCGUGAAAAGGCUCGAGAGAAGGUUGAAGCGGGUCCGAUUGAGGGGAGCAGGUGGGCAAUGGAGUUGGAUCCGGAUAUGGUUCAGAUGAAACCGAGCAUCCCUGAAGGACAUAAGGGAAAUUGGAAGCGAAGUCUGAGGAGAAAAAUCUCAUCUUCUUCGUCUUCGGUUUCUCACAUCAAUAAUCUUGAUGAUGGCUGUCUUAUGCACAUCUUCAGCUUCCUCUCCCCUAUUCCUGAUCGCUAUAACACCGCCCUCGUUUGCCACAGAUGGAAUUACUUGGCAUGUCAUCCUCGCCUGUGGCUUCGAGUAGAUCGAUCGGCCAAAGACUUAUCUGAACCUGGUGUUUUCCCCAGCAUUGAAGCUGCUGUUUCUGCAGCUAGACCAGGGGAUACCAUUCUAGUUUCAGCUGGGGGGAGCCAUCGUGUCUCCAACAUUCAGAUAAAGAAACCACUGUGCCUUGUUGGUGCGGGCGAACUUCCAGAUGACACAAUGCUCCUUUGUUCUCGAGGUUCAGACAGUGCAUUGGAGUUCCUUUCCACAUGCAAACUAGCAAAUCUAACCGUGAAGACAGAGCUUGGUUGCUGCUUGCUCCAUAGAAGUGGAAGACUAACUAUAGAUGGAUGCAUACUUCAGUGUGAAUCUAAUCCUCUGGAUUACCUCUCAUGUCCCAUUGUGAGUACAGCCUGUAGCAGAGAGGUGAUUCCUUCAUCCAUGAAGAACAAUGGUGAUGGUGUUUUUGUUUCUCAAACUCAGAUCGAGGGAGGCGCGAAGGCUGUUCUGACUAGCGGGGAUCUUGCACUGCAACGAGUCAGAGUAAUUUAUGCUCGGACUUCUCUUCUUUUCUGGUUUGAUGUGGAGCACACAUGAUCUAAUUGUUCAUGAUCAUCAGCUCCUGUAUCAUCAUCAUCUGGCUUUGUUUAUUUAUUUUUAGUUGGCUGGGUAGCUGUCUGUAAUUUAUUUUUAGUUUAUGGCAGUUAGCAUUGUUUCAGGGGCCUUUUCUUUCCCCUGUUGUAUCUCUGUAGCAGAAAGAAUGAUGGGGUGCAAGAUAUAAACUUGUGUCAUUUUGUUCUCUCA